Molecule: messenger RNA, 1142 nt
Organism: Cheilinus undulatus (humphead wrasse)
Lineage: Eukaryota; Metazoa; Chordata; Actinopteri; Labriformes; Labridae
Gene: nsmce2
Product: NSE2 (MMS21) homolog, SMC5-SMC6 complex SUMO ligase
Exons: 7
Coding region: 125-817 (230 amino acids)
Biological process (GO): protein sumoylation; double-strand break repair via homologous recombination
Cellular component (GO): Smc5-Smc6 complex; nucleus
Molecular function (GO): SUMO ligase activity; zinc ion binding
Source: RefSeq, a predicted model, not a curated record
CGGAAGUUAGCGAACUGUAGUAGUCAAAUUUCCGCGGGGCAUUUCUUUGCUCCUUUCUGAAGUGUUUUCAAUUAGCUGUUUUAGUAUAAUAAUCGUCUUUUUUGGAUAAAACAUUCACAUAGGAAUGUCUCUUAGUGCUGUUCACGGGACUUUGUCUAGCCUGAAGGCAUGUCAAGCGGACAUCGGGACAGGAAUGGACAUAGUGACGGACGUUGCUAUGGACCUGGCUGAAACUCACAGUGAAGCAGGAAACCGUGGCGUUGCAGAUUUGGAGGCCAUGAUCCUGGAGUGUGCAAAACUGGACAGGGAGAUCAACUUCUUUGUGGAUGUUGUUCAACAAGUAACAACAGAGGCUACUACGCAGCAGCCAGAGGCCAUGUUCAGCCUGGCAGCCAAGGUGAAGGAGCAGUUUCAAGCGAGAACCGCCCAGCUCUCUGACGCAGAGCUGCAAAACCAUCAGAAAGUGGUAGCCUUCAAGGACAGCAUCAAGAACUCUGCAAACCAAGCCAAUACAGAGCCAGAAGAGGACAUGGAGGAGCUCGAUGAGGACAUUGCUGUUACACAGAGCCAAGUUAACUUCAUCUGCCCACUCACACAGGUGGAAAUGGUGAAGCCAGUGAAGAACAAGACCUGUAACCAUAAUUAUGAGGAAGAAGCCAUACGGGGUCUGAUCAAAAAUAAACGCAUCCAGAAAAAGAAAUGCCGCUGUCCUGUUGUCGGCUGUGGAAACUCGGAUGUUAAAGAGUCAGAUCUGGUUCCUGAUCAGUUGCUGAGAAGACAAAUCCAGAGCCAAAAAAGACAAAGCAACCGCACAUAAUCUCUACAUCUUCACUGGCACUAAAAUAUCACCCAGAAAGCCAUUCCUUAUAGCUAAUUACUUUGAUUUAAUGGAGAAAUAUUUUGUUUGGAGAGUGUGGGGACAGCAGACUCAAUGAGGUUUUUCCCCCAUGUUUUUUGUAAGACAUUAUUGUUUUAUUCAGAGUUCUGCACCUCUUUUAAAGACCCUGUUGUCCAAUUGAAUUACAAGUUUAUAAGUAAUGCCUUGCUUGUUCAGAGUGUUUAUUUGAACUUCAGACGUGUCGAAUGUAAAUAAAAGCUAAAGAGUUUUUUUGUGUUAAAAUAAAACAAAUUUUGUAAACUUA